This is a messenger RNA of Pseudo-nitzschia multistriata, 1575 nucleotides long. The record is from the annotation of a GenBank genome assembly. NCBI's taxonomy places the organism in Eukaryota, Bacillariophyta, Bacillariophyceae, Bacillariales, Bacillariaceae.
CGYGUGUUCGCAUUGCCAUUGCACCAUGGGAGGCAACGGGGGAUCGCCAAAGACGAGAAAACGAAAGCACAACGGCGACGCAGAAGCAGACGCAGGCGCAGACACAGACCCAAACCCGCCCGGGGAUGGCAGCAGCUGCAAGGAUCCGGAGCAGGACGGGGAAGCCCUGGCGCAGCGAGAGGCACUCGCGCAGUCCGAGGCCGACGACCUCGAGGAUCUCUUGCUCAUAGCAGCCGAGGCAGCCCUUAUCGAAUUCGACGAAACCACGGGCCGCCCCGUUCGAAUCGCCGGGAAUGCCAGUGCCAGCGGCAGUGCCAGUGGCAACGCCAGCAGCAGUGCCAGCGGCGACGAGGGCAACGCCCCGAUCGACGGCCUCUUGAAGAUAUCCCGCCGGAUGCUCCGGAACCAGGCCGAGGACCUCUUCGAGGACCUGAAAGGCAUCCACGCCAUCGUCAAGGACAGGGUCCGCACCCACGAGAUGGUUCCCUGGGCGGGAACCGACGGCGACACGAAACGGCUCCGCGCCUUUGGCUUCCUGGGAUCCCCCGCCCUGGAACGCCUGGACCGAUCGGGGGCCGUGCGCCUCCACGCGCCCGAGAAGACGGGGGCGGAAGCCCUCCGCGACGAGCGCGCCAAUCGCAGGGCCAUCUGCGUGCUGGACCCGGCCGGGGAGCCUUUGCCGGCAGGGGCAAACGACCGCCGCGAAAGAGCGGCAGCCGUUGUGCGAAAGAGGACGGUCCGCCCGGCAGAGGUGGCGGACAAGCUGUGCGCCGCCAUCCUCGGCAGCGGCAACGGCAGCGGCAACGGCGACCACCAUCCCCUGGAUCCGUCGCUGCUGUCCUCCGGGUCGCUGAUUGCCUACCAGACGAACCUCCACAACGGUGCGAAACACCUGGGGGCCCACCUCGAUGCGCCGCUCCACGAGGGCUUCGGAAAGGUGAUCGUCACGGUCGCCGUCCGUGGGAGCGCCACGAUUCUGUUGAUCGGAAAGGGAACCGGCGGCGACGGCGACGGCGGCGACGACGAGGGGGAACAGCCGGCGUGGAGGUUUCGCGUCGAGGAGGGCGAGGCCUACGUGCUGUCCGGAAACGCCMGAAACGCGUGCCUCCACGCGGUCCUGGCCGACGACGGCGGCACGGGAGGCGGCGGCGGUGGGCACCGGGAAUCCCUGAACCUCCGCUUUGGAAUCCACACCGUCGAAGAAGCCGAGCGCGACAUCAAGCGGCACUGGCCGGAUCUCUGGUGACCGCAACGGUCCGAACCACCCGUUGGAGGAAGCCUUCCGCGGUUGCGGGGGGGAAGGGAUCGUGGGACUCCCGGUGCCGGCGGGGCGUGCCGUUUGCGGGGGGGAAAAGAACAAACCGUUGCGGGCGAACGAAACCGAGAGGGCCGAAUCGAAUCGAAUCGAAUCGAAUCGAAUCGAAUCGAAUCGAAUCGAAUCCAUCCUCGACCUUGCCGCUGGCGGGUGCGCUGCGUCGCACCACCCUUUGCCGGUUCUGGCAGAGCUCUGCCGUACAAACCGUUUUGGAAGAAAGGAGGACAACGAGAAUUUUCAAACAAAAUUUGGGCACGCAC